Messenger RNA from Stegodyphus dumicola, 2363 nucleotides. It is a transcript of the gene Ubc2, whose product is annotated as ubiquitin conjugating enzyme 2. Lineage: Eukaryota; Metazoa; Arthropoda; Arachnida; Araneae; Eresidae. The record is from RefSeq and is a predicted model, not a curated record.
GGUGGCGCAGGAGAAGGAGAAUGGUCGAAAGCUUUAACUGUAACCAAUGAGAUAAAAACUUGGCACUUCUACUUUAACUACCAGCUUCCAGAACAAUAGAUGCGUUAAGGUUAAUGAGUUUGUAGCUGUGUAACGCUAAGUAAGUUCUAUAAACGAAAUAUUACCAUAAUAAACACAGUUUAAAAGGACGAAUAUCGUAUCGACGUUCAAUCUAUGUGAUGGCGUCAUCUAGCAAUUCCGGAGGAGCGAGUUCGUCGAGAAGUCGACUGAGUGGGUCAUCGUCAUCGAACUCGGAGCGUGAGAAAGAAACCAAGGAGACAAAGUCUACUCCUAAGAUGUCGAAAGCGCUGAAUACCAGUAUGAAGCGAAUUCAGAAAGAAUUAGCGGAAAUAACUUUGGAUCCGCCACCCAACUGUAGUGCAGGGCCUAAAGGUGAUAAUUUAUAUGAGUGGGUGUCUACUAUUCUAGGCCCUCCAGGCUCAGCUUAUGAAGGAGGUGUAUUUUUCCUUGACAUCCAUUUCUCUCCAGAAUAUCCGUUUAAACCUCCCAAGGUAACAUUUCGCACCAGAAUUUAUCAUUGCAAUAUCAAUAGCCAAGGCGUCAUAUGUUUGGACAUUUUAAAAGACAAUUGGAGUCCUGCGCUCACCAUUUCGAAAGUACUCUUAUCUAUUUGCUCGUUGCUUACCGAUAGUAACCCAGCUGAUCCUCUGGUAGGUAGUAUUGCUACCCAGUAUGUUCAGCAUAGAGAGGAGCAUGAUCGCAUCGCCCGACUCUGGACCAAGCGUUAUGCAACAUAAAUUUAUUUGGAAACUGUUCAUUUGCGUUUUUAAACUUCCAAGACAUCAAGUUUGAAUUCUUUUGUCUGUUGGUAAGAAUGUUGUAGAUCUUUAACCUAAUAUCAUACUGAAAUUUGUUAUUCAUGUUUGAGUAAAUGCUUUAAAAUUAUUUUUCCAAAGGAUUAGAUUUUGUUAAUGCAGUGUAUAAAAGAUAUUGUACAUUGCUUCAUUUAUGUUAAAUUAAUAAGAGUUAUAAUUGAAUCGAAAAUUCUGACUUAGUUUUGUAGAACAAAAUCUAUAUUAAAGCAUUGAUCAACAUAUAACUGUUAUUAAAUAUUAUGUUAAUAAUGCUUUUUAAGUGGAUUGAUAGUUCAUUGUCAGGUUUUUAAAAUUGGAGUAAGCUGUUUAUUGAAAAUCUUCCUAUUAAGUAUGGAAAAUACUUAUUUAAAAUGUGUAGUUAACACGCUUAAUAUGUGAAACUUAUACCUUAAGUGUGCAAAGUAUUUGUUUAAAAUGUGUAGCUAAUACGCUUCAUGUGUGAAACUUAUAUCUAAACUCCAUUCAACAUUUAUUUAUGUGAACUAUCUAAAAAUUAUUGUAAAAUGUAUUCAUACUUUAUAGAUGGAAUGUUUUAAAGUGUCUUCAAAGUUGGCAUUUCUGCUUUAUGUAAAGUUAUUAUUAUGUUGUAUUUUUUACAAGUGAACAUAUAUCAAGCAAUAAAAUUCAUAAAAUUUUAUUUGCAGAACAUAUUUAUGUAUCCGUUCGUUAGUAUUAAUUUUAAAUGAGUACUACAGGUUUUGAAUUCUUGCACUAAAUUUUGUGUUAAAAUUCCUAUUUACAUUUUUAUGAAUGAAAAUGAUAUGGAAGUCAUUAAGUUUGAAUUUUAGUUGAUGUAACUAUUCAGAAAUUUAUAUUGAUGCAUAUGCAUUCCAUUUCACUGGUAAAAUAAUUGCAAAGUUUUAAAUGUAGAAUUCUUGUGUGUACGAAUAAUGGCUAAUGAAAUGCUUGAUAUAUUUGUAGAUUUUUGGGAAACCAAAAAUGCUGAUUGGUAUGUUUGCUGCUUAUAUGAUUCCUGUUAUCUAUUUUGUGUGGUGCCUCUUUGUAUCAUUUAAUAUAGUGUAUUUCGUGCAUGAAGUAGUAAUGCCUAGUAACUAUACUUCUGUUCUAGCAUAAUUGAAUUUCCAACAUUUAGUGUUUUCGCAAGUAAACAUUUUGAAGGCAUCUUUUAGUGUGUGUUUUUGCUCUUAGCAUUUAAAACAUAUUUUCAUUCCAUGUAUGAAUAUUAUUUUCAAUAUUUGUACUUCAAGUCUAUUAUUUAAAAAUAUGAAAUACUCUUCUGUAUUUCAUUGUUUACCUAAGAUUGGUUAUGUCUGUAAAAUCACUAUCCCGUUAUAAAACCAUUUUUUUUCCUUUUUUUCAAAUUGGUAUUUUAAUUUAAUGAAGUGAGUAUCAUUUUAUGCUUAUUUAUUAGUCUAGAAUUUGACAUCAUUUGUUUAAAAAGUAUCAUUAUUUGUGUACUUGGGAUGUCAGUAUUUUAUUGAUAUGUGCACUUAUGUAGUUUGAAAAUAAAGUAAUUGUUGUAGUGUA